GGAGGUUGAGCGAGGUUGCCGGGUGGUCGCCUGCUCCCUCGCUCGCGCUUCUCUGCUGCUGGACUCUCGAGCGCACGGAGCAUGCCGCUCUACCCUAUACUCGACACCCGACGCGCCCCACCUCCUCGCGACACGUCGACGUCGACGUCGAGCAGCGGAGGAGGGUACCUCCCGCUCGCGCAGGCGGCGGCGGACGGCGCCGCGCAGGAGGAGAAGCUGGACGACGGGUCGAGGACGGCCAGCUGGUCGAGCAUGGGGACCGGGUCGAGCGUCGACGGGCGAGACGAGGACGAUCGGUCGUGGACGCGCAGGGCGGGAGCGGCGGCGCUCGCGCUCGUUGCGCUCGUUGGCGUGGCGGGUCUGUGGCUCUCGCCCUAUCGCCUCGCGCUCGAGCGACCAUACUCGUGCCCGAAUCCUCGCCUUGCCCUUCCUCCCUCCCUCCUCGACCCUCGACACCUCAGCACGCCCAUCGCGCUUCCUUCCUCCUCGCCCGACUUUGCUCUCUCCCUCGCAUACGACACGACCGUCUGCAACGCCUUCUCUCUCGUCGUCUCGCGCGUCGACAAGGCGCACUGCGCCGCCGUCGAGGCGUCGGUCGAGCCGUCCGUCGACGCCGACUUGAGCAGCUGGAUCAAGGCGCACCUCGGGCCCGACUCGUUCAUCGUCCAGGUCGACGGCGCCGAGCGGCGCAUGGCGGACUCGCCGUCGAAGUACCUCGGCGAGUGCGCUUACGAGUUCGAGUUCCGGCUCGCCAACGCCGGGCCCGUCUGGAUCAACGUCACGCACGCCAACCAGGACUACAACGCGUUCCGCGAGGACAACAUCGUCGCCGGUACCCGACACCGCCCAGAGCUCCUCAUGACGUCGCUCACGGCCGUCCCACUCGAGCUCGACAUCUGCGCCCCGACGUGCGAGACGCACUAUGCCCCUCGACUCGGCUUUGCCCUCCCGCCGACCUUCCCUUCCCCCUCGCCGGCGCCGCUCGAGCCCCUCUCCCUCCCGUCGUGCGCCGCCCGCGCCCGCGCCGGCACCCUCCGCGGCUCGUACAUCCCGACCCGCCCCGUCGACCAGCUGUACCCGCCUUUCCCCGUCCCGUACUCGUACCACCCGGCGACGCACUCGCGCACCUCGACCGGGUACGACGCGUUCGUGCCCGCCGAGUGCGCCUGGUCGCACGCCGGCACGCGCUUCGCCGACCAUGCGGCGUGCGUCGAGCGAGGGACGAGCAGGGUCCUGUUCGUCGGCGACAGCCACGCGAGGGCCGCGUUCGACAUUGUCGCUGUGCGGCUCGAGGGCGAGGGGACGGUCGCGAGCACGAGCGCCAAGCUCGACAUGCGCAACGCGACGGUCGGCAACGUCUUCAUGGAAUUCAUCUGGGACCCGUUCCUCGUCCUUCCUCUCACGUGCGAGACCGUCGACGGCUUCGAUGCGAUCGUCGUCAGCGCUGGCACGCACAUGGCCGCCUUCAACUGCCCGACGACGUCCGACUUUGUCGCCUUCUUCGAGGCGCGCCUCGCCGCCAUCGCUGCCCUCGCCGAGCAAUGCCGCUGCACCGACUCGAGCCCGUCCUCCUCGUCCGCCUCGACCUCGCCGCCGACCAAGCUCGUCCUCCUCACGAUGCCAGUCCAGCACCAGCACCUGCACGACCACGACUGCCGCACGGGCCCACGCCUGUCGCACUGGAACCGCGAGCUGAGCCGCAUCGGCCGCCGCGAGGGACGCUGGCAGGUCGUCGACGUUGAGAUGUACUCGAGGCCGAACGCGAUCGAUCAGAGGAUCAUGGACGGCAUACACUACCUCGCCCUCGACGCGGCGGAACCGGUCGCCGACGACUUGAUCGACCGGCUCGAAAUCUGCGACCGAGGUCCGUAGACGUCUCGGGACUACACCGGCGAGGCGAGCCGCUGUUGUACUGUG
Messenger RNA from Rhodotorula graminis WP1, 1917 nucleotides. RefSeq lists its product as uncharacterized. NCBI's taxonomy places the organism in Eukaryota, Fungi, Basidiomycota, Microbotryomycetes, Sporidiobolales, Sporidiobolaceae. The record is from RefSeq and is a predicted model, not a curated record. The coding region runs from base 82 to 1872 and encodes 596 amino acids. The transcript has 9 exons.